AACACCAUAUUGCAAAUGACGUGCAGUGGCAACAAACUAUUCUCUGUCACGCAUCGCAAGAGUUCAAUUUUCCAAACUUGUUUGCAUGCCGCGUUGCGCAUUGGACUUGUUGUGUGUUGCUUCAUAGAAGUUUCGUGUAAUGAGCUUCAUUUAUUCCGCUUUGUGUUUCGACCUACAAGGCGGAAAGAAACAGGAGCUGAGUUUCUUUUGGAGUUUGCAACGCUCACGAACCUCGCGAAGUGUACUGUUUGGGGUUUUCGUCUAACCGCGUGCGGUAUACGUUGCGAAGCCAUAGAGAAAGCCUUGCACCGCGUACGACGAAUGCGCUCCACGAGGCUGCGAGUGCCAUGCAGCACGCAGCUUAUGUGGAACAUAUAUAGAUGGAGCCGUGUGUCGAUUGAGUGUUUGAUUGACUGUCAAAUUGACGUUAGUGGACAAGGAAUUUGCGGAAUCAUUGUGGUUUGGUGUGCAGGCUUGACAGAGUUUUAUUUGGUGUUUAGCAUGAUUUCUGCAGAGAAUUUCCCAGAGUACAAUGUACCGGGUGUGGUCAAACACGACUUCCAUCCUUACGAAUCAAAUGGAGGGAGCGUUGUCGCAAUUGCCGGGGAUGAUUAUGCGGUAAUUGCAGCAGACACUCGCUUGAGUAGUGGAUAUUCGAUUCACACCCGAAAACAAAAUAAGCUGUUCAAGUUGUCAGGCACAACAGUCUUGGGAUCAACGGGAUGCUGGUGCGAUACUCUUGCGUUGACCAGUUUGAUUUCUGCGAGAAUGAAGAUGUACCAUUAUCUGCAUCAAAAAGUAAUGCCGACGAACGCUAUUUCGCAGAUGCUGUCCAUUAUAAUGUAUCACAAAAGGUUUUUUCCUUACUAUGUAUCGAAUAUACUGGCUGGGCUAGAUGCAGAUGGGAAAGGGGUAGUAUACAGCUAUGAUCCGAUUGGGCAUUGCGAACUCGCAUCUUACCGUGCCGGAGGAUCUGCGGGGGCUUUACUCCAACCUGUAUUGGAUAAUCAAAUUGGUCUGAAAAAUCAGGAGAACGUUGCGAAGGAUCCAAUCCCGAAAGAAAAAGCUAUUUCGGUGAUAGUGGAUACAUUCAUUUCAGCUGCUGAAAGGGAUAUCUACACCGGCGAUGGUGUCAUUAUAAAUGUCAUCACAAAGGAUGGGAUUGAAACCAGAAACGUUUCGUUGCGGAAAGAUUAAAUCCAGUGUAUACUUUUUAAAUUCAAAAAUAUUUCUUCAAUAAAUUUUGGUUAUAAAACA
Molecule: messenger RNA, 1257 nt
Organism: Hermetia illucens (black soldier fly)
Lineage: Eukaryota; Metazoa; Arthropoda; Insecta; Diptera; Stratiomyidae
Gene: Prosbeta6
Product: proteasome subunit beta type-1
Exons: 3
Coding region: 16-1197 (393 amino acids)
Cellular component (GO): proteasome core complex
Source: RefSeq, a predicted model, not a curated record